Messenger RNA from Jatropha curcas, 883 nucleotides. RefSeq names its product caffeoyl-CoA O-methyltransferase. Gene Ontology annotation, molecular function: S-adenosylmethionine-dependent methyltransferase activity; O-methyltransferase activity. Lineage: Eukaryota; Viridiplantae; Streptophyta; Magnoliopsida; Malpighiales; Euphorbiaceae. The record is from RefSeq and is a predicted model, not a curated record.
CCCCAUCAAUCGAAAAUAUGCUUUCACACCCAUAAAUUUGUAGGAGCUUUCCAAUAUAUUACUGCAUUUUUGUUGAAGUUAAAAAGUAGUAGUACUACUGUAGUAGUUAGCAUGGUGCCCAUUUUACCUCCUAAAGAAAUCCUACAGAGUGAAGCUCUAAUGAAGUAUAUCUAUGAAACUAGUGUAUAUCCCAGAGAGCAUGAGCAACUCAAGAAUUUGCGAGAAGCUACAGAAAACAAAUAUGGAAACCUGAGCAUGAUGGCAGUACCAGCUGAUGAAGGUCAAUUCUUAUCAAUGCUUGUGAAGAUAAUGAACGCUAAAAGGACACUAGAGAUUGGUGUUUUUUCUGGUUAUUCUCUUCUUUCCACUGCCCUUGCCUUGCCUCAUGAUGGCCAGAUAACAGCAAUAGACAUUAAUCAAGAAGCUUAUGAAUUUGGAUUACCAUUCAUUCGCAAGGCAGGCGUCGAGCACAAAAUCAAAUUCAUUCAAUCUAAUGCUAUUUCAGCAUUAACCAAAAUGCAGAACGAGAAAGAAGAAUAUGACAUUGCAUUUGUAGAUGCUGACAAAGAAAAUUACAAAAAUUACCAUGAGCAAUUGUUGAAAUUAGUUAAGGUUGGAGGAAUAAUUGCUUAUGAUAACACCUUAUUGUUCGGACUUGUAGUUGAAGAAGAAAAUACAGUUCCAGAGCCUUUCAGGGACGCAAGAAACGCUAUACUAGAAGUGAACGACUACCUGUCUCAGGAUCAACGUGUAGAGAUCUCACAAGUUUCUAUUGGUGAUGGUGUUACUCUAUGCAGGCGUCUCUAUUGAGAAUGAUAGAUACUGGUGUUUUAUUACUAUCAUCCAUAAAAUAAAAUCAUUAGAGGGUUGCAUUUGGGUCGAA